Molecule: messenger RNA, 2834 nt
Organism: Polyodon spathula (Mississippi paddlefish)
Lineage: Eukaryota; Metazoa; Chordata; Actinopteri; Acipenseriformes; Polyodontidae
Gene: ablim2
Product: actin binding LIM protein family, member 2
Exons: 23
Coding region: 314-2308 (664 amino acids)
Biological process (GO): lamellipodium assembly; cytoskeleton organization
Cellular component (GO): actin cytoskeleton
Molecular function (GO): actin filament binding
Source: RefSeq, a predicted model, not a curated record
AUUUGUCACCUGGCUCGAGAAAGAUGCUGAGGCAGAAAGGGGUAGUGAGUGUUGGCAGCUGCAUCUUCUGAAACAGGCUGCGACUUACAGAGGAACACAUAUUUAUGUACUUGCAAAAAUGGCCUAAAUACAAAAGCUGUGGCAUUACAUGUCAGAUUUAUCACACUGUGAGACUGAAUGCAAUUGAAUACAACCGAGUUGCUUCUUGCGCAGUAAGGUUAACUUCAGUGUGCAACACGUUAAUACAAGGGGGUAUAAAGAGGAUAUUCAAUUAUAAAGAUUGAGCCAAAAAAAAAAAAAGCUGACAGUGAAGAUGAGCACUGUAUUUCAGCAGCAGGCUGUACACAGCCCUCUUGAGAAGCAGCAAGGGAUCCUGUGCCACAACUGCGGCAAGUCCUGCAAAGGAGAGGUCCUCCGGGUUCAAAACAAGCAUUUUCAUAUCAAGUGCUUCGUAUGCAAAGUGUGUGGCUGUGACUUGGGCCAGAGAGGAUUUUUCGUCCGACAAGGAGAGUACAUUUGUAGCUUGGACUACCAGAGACUUUACGGGACUCGCUGCUUUAGCUGUGAUGAGUUUAUUGAAGGAGAGGUGGUCUCAGCCCUGGGGAAGACGUAUCACCCACACUGUUUUGUCUGUGCUGUUUGCAGACAACCAUUUCCCCCUGGAGAUCGAGUGACCUUUAACGGGAAGGACUGCAUCUGCCAAAAAUGUUCACUGCCCAUGCCUGCCCACAGCCCUGUAACGAUCCAGGCAGUCAGAAACUGCUGUGGCUGUGGACAGGAAUUUAGAAAUGAACAGUCGCUGGUAGCGUUGGACAAACACUGGCACCUUGGCUGUUUCAAGUGCAAGAUUUGUAACAAAGUGCUGAAUGCGGAAUACAUCAGCAAGAAUGGAAUUCCUUACUGUGAAGUUGACUACCAUGCCAUGUUCGGCAUCCAGUGUGAACACUGUAAGAAAUACAUCACUGGCAAAGUAUUAGAGGCAGGUGACAAACAUUAUCACCCAUCCUGUGCAAGAUGUGUCAAGUGCGACCAGAUGUUCGGAGAAGGAGAAGAGAUGUAUCUUCAAGGUUCUUCUAUUUGGCAUCCACCCUGCAGACAGGCAGCCCGGGCUGAAGAGAAACAAAAGGUGACUAGAACUUCCUCUGAAAGCAUCACCUCUGUGCCAGCUUCAAGCACUUCAGGAUCCCCAAGCCGUGUCAUUUACGCAAAACUUGGCGAUGAGCUUCUUGACUAUAAAGAUCUGGCAGCACUUCCGAAAAUUAAGGCGAUCUAUGACAUUGACCGCCCUGAUAUGCUCACCUAUUCUCCAUACAUCAAUUACCCUUCUGAUGACAGGCAUAGCAAUGUGGAGUCGCCUCAGCUGCUGUCCCCAACACCCACUGAGGGCGAUCAAGAUGACAAAUCCCCCCGCCAGCGGAGACCCUCCAGCCCCAGCUCCAACAGCUCCCUGGGAUACGGGCGCUUCACUCCAACACGCUCGCCUCAGUACAGCAGAGCAGUGCUGCCCCCUGAUGGUGUUACAUGCACUGUGCGUGCUGGUAAUUACAGUUCUGUUCCCCGUAACGCCAGCACCAUAGACAUGCUCCGAUAUAACUUCGUCCCUUGCUUUAAAGGCGACAAGCAAGACCCCAUUGAAAAUAAGAUGUUGCAUCUCGGUUUGCCUACCUACGGUAGUGAAAGUGGUCGGAGUACCCCCAGCUUAUCUGCAUAUUCAGACAGCAAAUCUCCCUCCUCUACCUAUGUGCAAGCACCCAGGCAUUUCCAUGUACCAGAAACUAAGAUAAAAGAUAAUCUCUAUAGAAAACCUCCUGUCUACAAACAGCAUGUGACAAGGACAUACUGGCACGAGGGAGAGGAUAUGGAACAUGACAACAGAAAGAUGACGACAAGCUGGCUGACUUUGAAGAGUGAGAUGGAUGCUCGGUCUGGUACAGAUGAUAUAGAUCCUAGGACAUCUACUCAGAGCCUGCCUAUUGAUCCAUCACAUGCAAAAUUUCCCUACUCUAAAUCAGCAUCUCUUCCUAGUUAUGGUAGAAAUGGGAUACAUAAGUCCACUGAUCUUGCCCAAUAUGAUCCAGACAGGGACGGAAGCUGGGGAAUGAGAGAGUACAAGGUGUACCCCUAUGACGUGCUAGCGGUCACAAAUAGAGUUCGGUUUAAAUUGCCAAAGGAUGUGGACAGGACCAGAUUGGAGAGGCACUUGUCCCCUGAGGAAUUUGGCCGUGUUUUUAGAAUGACGAUUGAAGAGUUUGAUCGCUUGGCUCUGUGGAAAAAAAAUGACCUUAAGAAGAAAGCACGCCUUUUUUAAACAUAUGACAUAUAGAAUGCCUUGCUUAGCAAAAAUCCUAUCUGGAAAAAAAAAAAAAAAAAAAAAAAAAAAAAAAAACGCCACAGGAUCGCUUGCAGUGUCAUCACUCUUUGAAUAAAGAUGAUCCAGUGGAAGCCAGCAGUAAUAGAGAGAGCAACUUAUUUUGCAUGGCCGGCUAUGUGUUUUACCUGGGUGUGUGUCCUGGUCUUAGUCACAGCCGGCCCACUGCAGGGCAAAUAAUGGAAUUCAAUUGUGCAUUUAUUAUUUCAUUAAUUCAUUGAUUUAAAAAAACAAGCUUUCUUAACAGUGUGAUAGUUAAGGUCUGUACACUGAUAACACUUUGCAAUACCUAGACUGCCACGAUAAACUAUAAUUUGCAUAAUGUUACAGAACAGGUGACUAAGGUUAAUAUAAGCUAAGGCUAAAUAUACUGCGUAUCAAAAGAAAUACAUCACUUAUAUUUGAGCAUCAGCGUCAAAAGAAACUUAUCACUUAUAUUUGGAUAAAAAUCACUAGAUGUAAUCGA